This is a messenger RNA of Nematolebias whitei (Rio pearlfish), 999 nucleotides long. RefSeq names its product GTPase IMAP family member 7. Gene Ontology annotation, molecular function: GTP binding. Lineage: Eukaryota; Metazoa; Chordata; Actinopteri; Cyprinodontiformes; Rivulidae. The coding region runs from base 1 to 999 and encodes 332 amino acids. The transcript has 2 exons. The record is from RefSeq and is a predicted model, not a curated record.
AUGAACUCUGACAACUCUCUGCAGGCAGAACAGGACAUUGGACAUCACGAGCCUGUGACGAUAAUGCUCCUGGGGAAGAGUGGAGCAGGCAAGAGCUCAAGUGGGAACACCAUCCUCAACAAAAUAGUGUUUAAAUCUGACAUGAAGCUGAAGAGAGUCACAGUGUACUGUGAAAAGGAGUUUGGGUCAGUUGAGGAUACGCCUGUGGCUGUCAUCGACACACCCGGGCUUUUUGAGAAAGACCGAAACAAAGAAGAAGUCGUUCAAGAGAUUCUCAAGCGUGUCAAGCUCCAGGAGCCAGGCCCUCAUGUUUUUGUGUACGUGGUUCCUCUAGGAAGGAUGACAGAGGAAGAUGAAAACACUCACAAGCUAAUUGAAGCCAUGUUUGGCCCCAGAGUGUGGGACUACACCAUUGUGUUGUUCACCCACGGCGACCGACUGGAAGGUAAAACAAUGAACACAGUGAUUACAGAAAGCGACGACAACCUCCACAGCUUCAUCCGCAAGUGCAGCGGCGGCUUCCACGUCUUCAACAACAAAAACCCAGAGGACCAGACGCAGGUGGUGCGCUUCAUGGAGAAGAUCCAGACCCUGCUGGCCCUGAAUGGAGGCAGUCACUACCAAGCACGUUUUUAUCCUAAACAGGAAAGAGGGAUCAGGAAGAGGCAGCAGUGCAUCCUGACAGAAAGAGGUGAAGCCAUCAGGAGCAAGGAGGAAGACUUGAUGAAGCAUCACCAGGGGGAGGAACUCAAGAAGAAGAUUGCAGAGCUGUGGAGGAAAGAGGAGGAGAACUCGAGAAAGGUUGCAGAGAAGGAAAUCACAAACCAAAAAGUUUUGAGAGUCUUCCUGUUUAUUGUAUUUGUCGGUUUGUUGUUGGGGUUAGGUUUAGGGGUUUGCAGUGAAUACCUGGUGGUAAUCUCAGUCAUUUGGAUUGGCAUGUUCUCCAAGACGUCUCUGUUUCCUCUAAGCAAAAUACCCUGGCUGUCAAGGAAAAAGUGA